Schistocerca gregaria is the source of this 2994-nucleotide messenger RNA. Its product is annotated as pre-rRNA-processing protein TSR1 homolog. Gene Ontology annotation, biological process: ribosome biogenesis; endonucleolytic cleavage of tricistronic rRNA transcript (SSU-rRNA, 5.8S rRNA, LSU-rRNA); maturation of SSU-rRNA from tricistronic rRNA transcript (SSU-rRNA, 5.8S rRNA, LSU-rRNA). The transcript has 2 exons. Gene Ontology annotation, cellular component: preribosome, small subunit precursor; nucleus. Gene Ontology annotation, molecular function: GTPase activity; GTP binding; U3 snoRNA binding. NCBI's taxonomy places the organism in Eukaryota, Metazoa, Arthropoda, Insecta, Orthoptera, Acrididae. The record is from RefSeq and is a predicted model, not a curated record. The coding region runs from base 396 to 2831 and encodes 811 amino acids.
AUAGAGCUCUUUGUCUAGGAUGUAGGCAUCUAGCUGAUUCACUCUCAGGAUGUUUUCUUUGCAUUUUUUGCCCAGUGAAUUGAUACUGUCUUGGUAUCUCUUCAGAAUUGGUUCUGCUCGGAUGGCCUCUACUUUCCAAGGCGAAAUUGGUUCGGCGGAAGCAGUUGAUUUGUCAUCGGGAACCGGCGUGUAUGCCUCAGAGACAGGUGAGUUUUCCAUGUGCCUUGAAUUGGUAGAUAGAGCUCGCAGUUGGCUCAAAUCCGUUUUUGGCACUUUGGUUGAACACUAUCUUCUUCUUUUCUGACUCAUCGGCAGCGUGAGGGCACUUUGAGAAGUACAAUUUAAAAAAAAAAACGAUAAUUGGAAAAUAUCGACGUUUUGUCAAAAUAUAUUAUAUGAGUUCGUCUCAUCAACACCGUCCUGGCCCUUUCAAUAGGCCCAAGAAGCCAUUCAAGUCGAAACAUGCAACGAAGGGUCAAAUAAAGAAAUCAAACAGGGGUAGAGUUGGGCUGGCGUUGAAUGCAGGGAGCAAUGCGCUUGCGGGCAAACUGGAACGUCGAAACAGGGCUAAACAGGUUCAGAAAAAUAAGCAUAAAGCGUUCAUGGCUAAGAAUAGACUGGGACAUGUGAAUCAGGGGCCUCCGAAGUUUAUUGCCAUGGUAGCUUUAUCCAGCCAAAUCGACUUGGACUGUUCGAUGUCUUUUCUACUUCAGCAUAUUGGGUUUUCUAAGGAUCAGAUAGCAUUUUGCACUGAAAAUUCUGGUCCGGUGGUAGUGAGUGUUCCCAAAGUUAAGAGUCGUUUUUGUAUAUACAAGUUGUCUUGCCACUCCCUUGAGUCCAUGAUGAAUAUUAUUAAGGCUUGUGAUUUUGUCUUAUUUUUUAUGUCUAUGGAUGAGCCUAUCGAUUCCCGCGGCCGAUCCAUAUUAUCUGCAUUGUUAGCUCAAGGGUUGCCAUCGUCUAUGGGGGUGUUGAUUGGUCUCAAUAAAUUGUCUCCGAAGGAUCAAAUCAAGCAAAAAAAGGAUGCAGUUAAGAAGUUUCGUGAGUAUUUGAACGACAAGGCGAAAGUUUUUGCUCUAGACACAGCAGCCGAUGCCGAUAAACUGAUAUAUCACCUUUCGACUCAGAUAGUUCGUCCACACUGGCACGACAAUCUUUCAUACAUGCUUCCAGACUCUGUCAAUUGGGUACCCUAUGAUCAAUCUAACUUCGAUCAAGGUGCCGAAGAUGGAUUUGGAACAUUGGAACUCACCGGAUAUAUUAGAGGGAGGGACUUUGACUGCAACUCUUUGGCCCACUUGGUUGGAAUGGGCGAUUAUCAAGUUCUGCGUGCUGAACUUGUAGACGAUCCGUUUGCCUAUCAUAAGGAUGGUGCAAUUGUCUACGAUGGCCAAAUGAAACUCCUUGAAAGUUUUCGCAAACAAUCGCAUGAUCGGCGCAUCAUCGAGCCCAAUCCAGAGCUCCAAGAGGACCUUAUCGAAGAAAAUGAAGUGGACGAUUCUUUAUUAAAAAAUGAAGAAAAAAAAUUUCCGGAGCACGUGUUGAAGCAGAGAUUUCUUGUUCCUCGAGGGACGGAUCCUUAUCAGGCUCGGUGGCUUGCCAGGAAGAAAGUAAAUGUUUCUGAGUAUGACGAAUACGAAGGUGCGACGGAAGAAGAAGAGGAAUGCGAGAGUGAGUGCGAUAUUGACGAAGAGUGCAUGUCCGAAGGCGAGACCGGAAAUGAGUGCAGUAUGGAUGGAGAGUGCGUAUCUGAAGAGGAGAGUGAAGAAUUGGAAUGGGUGGAAGUGGAAGAUGAUCGGAUGAAGAAUAUGCGAGCUAUUGCGGCGGAUAGAAAGGACGAGGUAAAAGAAGUAAACUUUCAUCUUGCUGGCGAAAUAGAGCUGCCUUAUGGUCAACUUGCGCAAGAUGUGCUUAGAGAAUACAGAGGAAUGAAGAGUUUUAGAACCAGUACAUGGAAUCCUCGAGAAGAACUUCCAAUUGAUUAUGCUCGAAUAUUUCAAUUUUCCAAUUUCAAAAAACUUCAUCGCCAUAUUUUAGAAAUUUCUUCUCAUUCUGAUGCUCUUUUAACAUCAGGAUCAUAUGUCAAAUUGGUUUUGAAAGAUUGCAAAAAACCUGUUACAGAUCUCUAUACUACAUUUGUUCUCGUCAAUUUGCUUCCGUUUGAGAAUAAGUAUUCGGUCAUGCACUAUAGCGUCGUUAUGGAUCCUGGGCAUUGCGAAGUUAUUCCGAAUGAGACAGAGCUCACCUAUUAUGUCGGGUUUCGAAAAUUCACGGGUCCUGCACUUCUGAGCGAUGAUAAUCCAAGAUUUAAAAAUCAUAAAAUGGAAAAUUUUUUGCGUCCAAGGCAACCUUGUGUCAUUAGCGUCUACGCGCCUGUCUCUUUCCCACCUCUCCCAGUACUCGUAUGUAAGGCAGAACAACAUCACCUCAAUUUCAUAGCUGCUGGAGCCGUGAAAUCAUGCGAUCCUGAUAGAAUCAUUUUGAAAAAAGUCGUCUUGACUGGCCAUCCAAUUUCUGUUCAUAAGCGCAAGGCCAUUAUACGUGGCAUGUUUUUUCAUCCAUCGGAUGUCAAAUACUUCCAGAAAGCAGAUCUGUGGACUAAAUCUAAUAUUCAAGGAAACAUCGUAGAAUCUCUUGGCACCAAAGGGCUUUUCAAAGCGAUCUUUGGAUCACCCAUCACUAAUUCAGAUGUUGUCUGUAUAUCUCUAUACAAGCGCGUAUUUCCAUUUAAGGCGACUGCGAUUCAACCCCCUAGGCCUAUUGGCACCGUGACAGUCGCUCCAAAAGAUAUGCCUAUGGAGACCGACGAUCAAUGUGACGAAUAUGUUUUUUAAACACCAAAUUAUAAAAAACGUCACUGCCUGUGAACUGUGUCGACAUAGUACGUAUAGAAGUAUUCCUGCAUACUCUAUGAACGUUCUAUUUUCUACAAUGAGUACAUCAAUUCGAUUGACAGAGGCAGAGGUGACAACCCGCGCAUUUAGAAAAUAGUCACAA